AAGAGCACCCGAGUGCAGGCUCCGGUCUCUUUUGCUUGCUGUGACAGCAAAGCCUCACACUGGAAAUCACAAUCUGGGAGUUAGCAAGUGGCCCCUGAUCUUUCUUUCUCUUUUUUUACUGCUUUUCCUCUCUUUUUGUCUUCUCAUUUUUCCAAGGAAGAGGCAUUUUCACUGACAGCUUCUUGGACAGCUCUGGGACACCAUUUUUCUGAGGAGGCAAGCUCUUGCCUGUAAUAUUUCAUUGCAACCAUGGCCCCUAAGAAGAAGAAUGUGAAGAAGAACAAAGCAGAUAUCAAUGAAAUGACUAUCAUUGUGGAAGAUGGCCCUCUCAGCAAACUAAAUGGCUUGAAUGGACUCUUGGAUGGAGGAAAUGGCUUUAGCUGCAUCUCAUCUGAAGUUUCUGACCCAUUAUAUAGCCCAAAUCUCUUGGAAGGUCUAAGCAAAAUGAGACAAGAAAAUUUUCUUUGUGACUUGACUAUCAGUACCAAAACCAAAUCCUUCAGUGUUCAUAAGGUGGUGAUGGCUUCAAGCAGUGACUACUUUCAUAACAUCCUAAAGAAGGAUCCAUCCACUCAAAGAGUGGACCUCAAUGAUGUGUCCCCAUUGGGUCUAGCUACUGUUAUCACCUAUGCUUACACCGGGAAACUUACUCUCUCACUUUAUACAAUAGGUAGUAUUAUUGCCACAGCAAUUUAUCUACAGAUUCACACCCUUGUCAAGAUGUGCUGUGAUUUUCUAAUCCAAGAAAUCAGUGUUGAGAAUUGUAUGUACGUUGCCAAUAUUGCAGAAACAUAUGGACUAAAAACAACCAAGGAAGCAGCACAUAAAUUUAUUCGAGACAAUUUCAUUGAAUUUUCAGAAACAGAUCAGUUCUUAAAACUUACUUUUGAUCAGAUUAAUGAACUUCUUGCAGAUGAUGACUUGCAGUUGCCUUCUGAAAUUGUUGCAUUCCAGAUUGCAAUAAAAUGGCUGGAAUUUGACCAAAAAAGAGUAAAGUUUGCUGCUGAUCUCUUAGGUAACAUCCGUUUUGGUACCAUCUCAGCCCAAGACCUUGUCAACUAUGUUCAAACUGUGCCAAGAAUGAUGCAAGAUGCAGACUGCCAUAAACUCCUAGUGGAUGCCAUGAACUAUCAUUUGCUUCCCUACCACCAGAAUACACUGCAGUCCAGAAGAACAAGGAUCCGUGGAGGUUUCAGAGUCUUAGUUACUGUUGGGGGACGCCCUGCUCUAACAGAAAAGUCUCUUAGCAGAGAUAUCCUAUACAGAGAUCCUGAAAAUGGAUGGAAGAAGCUGAGUGAAAUGCCUUCUAAAAGUUUUAAUCAGUGUGUGACAGUGAUGGAUGGAUUUCUCUAUGUGGCCGGUGGGGAAGACCAGAAUGAUGCCAGGAACCAAGCCAAGCAUGCAGUCAGCAAUUUCUGCAGAUACGAUCCUCGUUUCAACACCUGGAUCCACCUGGCAAGCAUGACUCAGCGGCGCACCCACUUCAGCCUGAACGUGUUCAAUGGCCUCCUUUUCGCAGUGGGUGGUCGCAACUCUGAGGGGUGCCUCUCCUCACUUGAGUGCUAUGUGCCUGCAACUAAUCAGUGGCAGAUGAAAGCACCUCUGGAGGUGCCCAGGUGCUGCCAUGCCAGUGCAGUGGUGGAUGGUCGGAUCCUGGUCACGGGAGGCUACAUUAAUAAUGCUUACUCUCGCUCUGUGUGCAUGUACGACCCCAGCAAAGAUAGCUGGCAGGAUAAGGCCAGUCUCAGCACCCCGAGGGGGUGGCACUGUGCAGUGUCCCUUCUGGAAAGGGUCUAUGUCAUGGGUGGGUCUCAGCUCGGGGGGCGAGCCGAAAGGGUCGACGUUCUCCCUGUGGAGUGUUACAGCCCUUACACAGGGCAAUGGAGUUACGUGGCUCCUCUGCAAACUGGAGUUAGUACUGCUGGUGCCUCCACCCUUAGUGGGAAAAUUUACCUAGUGGGUGGCUGGAAUGAGAUAGAGAAAAAAUAUAAGAAGUGCAUUCAGUGCUAUAAUCCGGAUCUCAAUGAAUGGACAGAGGAAGAUGAGCUGCCUGAGGCCACGGUGGGCGUAUCCUGUUGUACAAUAUCUAUGCCCAACACCAAGACAAGGGAGUCCAGGGCCAGCUCAGUUUCUUCUGUCCCAGUCAGUAUUUAAAUACAGGUCUAACCAGCAGUAAGUACAAAUGUUUACCAGCACAGCAAUAUAAUUAACCCUUUAAGUAGCAUUUCUGUGAUUAUUUGGAAAAAAUAAAAUAAUUGGCUUUGCAACAGUUUUAACAGUGCAAAUUGGCCACUUUUAAUUGUUUUCAUACAGGUGGUGUGAAACGGCAUAUUAGGCAUACAAUAAAUUUUCCUAGGAAAAGAGAAUUAAGCCAUGACUGCAAAGGGAAUUUCAUUAUUUUCCUGACUUUGCCACUGACUCACUGUUAUCUGUGGCAAAUAAUUUGAUUUAUUUGUGCCUUGGUUUCCUUACCUGUGAAAUAGAGGUAAAAUUGCUUCAGAAGAUUGUUGUGAGGCUUUUUUAAUGUUGAGUUUUAAAUGCUUUCAGAGUCCAAAAUGAAAGUCAGAUAUUGCUGACUUUCUUAGCAGAGGUCAGGAAUAGACCAUAUGAUCAUAAAAUUGGUUGGGUUUGUUCUUUUCUAAGCAUAAUCUAUAUUGAAAAACAGGGAAAAAACAAGCAAACAAACAAAGAACAAGAAAAAAAACCAAGCAACAACAACAACAAAAACCCAAAAAAGCCCCCAAGAGUAUAGCAUAUACCAGGUGCAUACUUACCUUUUGGGGCAGUGGUAUUCACAAAAAAAAUUUCAAAAUGUUUUCUCCUUCAGAUAUUAGAAAAGAUCCCUGUCUUCUGCCAUGAGACCCUUUCAUUCUCAUAUCUAAUGCUGUGCCAUGGCUUUCAAGACCUGAAUCCAUGAAACACCUUAGCUCCUGUAAGCAUUAUGGACCAGGCCCAAGAGUUGCCUUGGUUGCCAGGUUUCUCUUCUGACCUCCAUGUGUAUGCCAGGAGCAGACCACCACUCCAUCCUCUUUCUCACACCAGGGCAACUCUCCUGGCACCCAGGUAGAAGGCAUGAAGGCCAGCCAGUAUGUCUCCUCCUGUUCCCACUCUUCCUGUCUGUAUAGGAAUAUAUGUCCAGGUUAUCUUCUUGUUCAAGAAGGUCCUCACCAAGGCAAGGAGAUAGGAGCUGCUGCAGCAGACCCAAAAUCUGGAAGCCAAGUUCAUGCUAGGAGGCACCUAGGGCUAAUGGUGUCUAGGAGCAGAUAUGCACAGAGCAUCCCUCCUUUUCAGUGUUAUUCUGACAAAUCCCCCAUUGACUGAGGAACAAAAAUGGAAUAAAGACUGCAGGAUCUGCCUGUAAGUGUAAGGUAUAUGUGUGGAAAAUAGUGAAUCAUGGGAAAACUGGAUGAAAUCAGAGACUUUCCUGGAUAGUACCAAGGAAAUACCAUAAUACUUUUCUUAGCAGGUGUGGGCACAUCACCCAGAGUAACCUUUUCCUGGGAAUACCACUAUGUACCUCUCUUUGAAGCCCUUGUUACAGCCCUAUUUAUUUUCUGAGGAGCUUUUUGUUCGCUUUUUUUUUCCCCAAAGGUUAAACUAAUUCUGUGUCUGUUGAAGUCUGUGAAGUUUUCCCAGUGAGUAAAGACUUUACUGAAGUCUGAUUACCUUCCAAGAACUUUUCUUCCUAAUUUUAGCGUGCAGUGAGGGAAUUAAGUGUGAAGCCUGAUCCUGUUCCUGCAGCCAAAGGGAUAUGCAGCCUAUAAUGUCCCCUGAGAAUUUCAUGCCAAAGGCCCGUUGCUGACAGCACAAAAUGUCUAUAUCCUUCUGUUGGGGAAAGAAAGAAGCAACACAAUGAACUAAAAUGUUUUAAUACAACCAAGAGGGUAGAAGUUCACUCACUUUCACAAUUCAUGGUGGCUUCACAUGCAGUUUCCUCAGAUUAUCAUUGACACCUCCAGGCUUCAGUGCCAAUGAAAAGGUAUACUCUUAGGAACAUUUACAAGGCAACCAAAUUUUUAUCUCAUAUGCAAAAGGAGAAUCCUAUAGAAUUGUCUGUAAGUGGAGGUGUUGUAGAGGCAAUCACUUUCAGGACUCAUGCUCUGCUCUUUGUAGCUUAGUUGCAGCUAAAUAUUGAGCAGCAUCAUGAGGAUGACACAGUAUUAGAGAUGAAGUCAUUCACUCUGUCAGUUGGGAUUAGACUCUAUGGUACUUGGUCUGGUUUUCCAGUUCUAAUUUACAGUUGGUGUCUGCAUCCUGAGAAUACAAUUUUAGAUCCCAAAUUCUAUCGUUCAGUGCUGUGUGUUAGUAGAAUAUACUGCAUUACAAUGACUUUUGGUCAGAGUAGUGCUGUCAUAUAGUUUUGAUUAAUUUAAUUAGCAUACAGUUAUUCUUUAUCCCAUUUAAUUCAAAUCAAUAAUAAUUUGAAUCUACAGUCACAGAACAAAACAUGGAAUUCUGUAACAGAGUUAGAUCGCUUUGUUUUGAAAAAGAAAAUGCUGUUCUUGCCCAUUCCAGUCACCAAAAGCUUCUCAUGGAUGAAAGCAAAAUUUCCCUUUUCCCAAGCUCAUAACCAUGUGUUCCAUAUAAAAGUAAUUUAGGAAACUCUUUAAAAAAUCCGUCUGUUCCAAUAUUUUUUUGCAAAAGUUUAAAACUAUUGGAUGAAGUUUCUUAUCCACCCACAAUGACGAUAUCCAUACAUAUAUCCAAUUAUAGCUGUAUACAUACUCAAAUUAUUUAGUGUUGCCAAUGUGCCCAUAAAAUGGUAUUUAGGAACUGAAGAAACAAUCCUUUUGGCCUCAGAUAGAUAUUGGAUGAAAUUGUGUCAUAUGCAAGUGUUUAUUUUUCCCUUUAGGAACUGAGUUUCAAAAUGUUAUGAGUAGUCAGAUGUUGCUGCACGCUUUCCUCUUUUGUUAGCUAACACUUGAUAGAUGCCAAAACCAUCUUCUGUUUUCGAGUAGAAAGGUAUUUGUGAAUGGUGGGCUAAGUGCAAUGAAACUGCUCCCUUACUACUUAAAGGGUUAAAAACUUUGGGGGCCAAAUCCUUUUCAUCCUACUCACAGAAAAGUUCCAUUGACUUUGCUGGGACUACUGAGUAAGAUGUACUGGAUUUUGAACUCUUGGACAAAUUCUGGCAGAACCAUAGAUACAGAUGCCUGCCGAAAUGGUCAUAUGCAGAAGGAAGACUGCUCCUCAGCCCCUCCCUGCCCUUGGCCACAACAAAUCUGUAAAGAUGUGUCCUAGAACAGGAGCCAAAUAACACUGGCCAUGUGUUUCUGCUGUAGCACAAAUUAGGUAUGUACUUCAGGCCAAAAAGCUUAGGUAGGUUAACAAAUGGUAUUGUUAUCAGUGUAGCACUUCAGGGUGGCUAUAUUAUUUAUAUUAUUUACUCUAAACGUCUGUUUAGGCUUCAACUGCACAUUGAGCCGGGAUUUGGCCCUUAAUAUGUGACAAUAUCAGCUGGACUUAGUAUUAUCUUGAUCAUACAAGGGUACUGAGCUAUUUGUGACAUUUGUAUGUACAAUCUUGUUUUGUGAGAACUGUGAAAAAUGGUUUGUAUGUUGUAUUUUAUUUUAUGGUGUUCUUUCAUUGUCCAGUAUGGUAUUUUCAAUCUCCAGAUGUUUAAUAACAACAUAUCAGUUGAACUUAUGAACUUACCUUAUUGAAAUAAUGUAUAUCCCAAAAAGAAAUUUUAAACUGCAGUUUAGGAAGUACUGUAUAUGGUAGUAUUCAUUAGAGCAGAGGGCUUCCAACUGUAUGAGAUGCAGGUCUUCUUUAAUGCUAUACUAAAAGAAAAAAAUCAUAUAUGCUGUUAUCUUCAAAAUUCCUAUGCCUGUGAAUUUUAUAGUGGACAGCAUCUGUGCUUCCAAGGAAUGCAAAUCUGAAAAUAAUCUUUGUUCAGUCUGUGAGGGAAACAGUUUGACAGUGUUUUGUUUUCUUGUUUAUUCAUACUUGUGUAAGUGCAUGGGACAGUGUGUAACAAGGUUGUGAGGGGGGAACUUACUGUUGGAAAGUUAUGCUGACAGGAAGAUUUUGUGCUUAGUUCUUAGUCAAGAUGAGACCAUGAUCAUUUAACGUCUUCCUGAAGUUAACCUUCAAGAUCAUCUGUGCAUCAGUCAAGAGUCCCGUACGCUUAAGUGCCAACUUCUAGCUGGUCAAGAGGGAAGCAGAAAAAGUCAGCAUCAGCCAAAGCAAUCAGGUGUUGAGAAGUGUUUGGGUGUUGAGAUGUUAAAAAGGUAGUCCUUGCAUGAAAAAGUACAUGACAAAGGAAAUGAAUGAAUAAAACUGUGCUUUAUAUUAUCCUGAAACCUAGAUUACUUGAUCUUACAGUUUUAAUUCUUUCCAAACCCGUGCUGAGUUUAGAAGGAGUAUUUCACUGGUAACAGCUGGGUUUGGGAAUUCUAGCUGCAAACCCAGCAGUCAAACAAAUAGUUGUAUGAGCAUGUGUAGCUUCUUGAAUUCAGUGUGACUUCUCCUAUAUGCAGUUACUAUUCUCAUGUGCAAAGGUUUGGAAAAUUAAAAGACAAGAACUAAAUUCACAGGUAGACAAGUACCAGUGUCCAAUGAAAGCCAACAUGGAGGUUUUAGGCUGCUCCUCAGUAUCACUGUUCAACUACCCACUUGCCAUACAGGCACAUGAAAUUUUUUAGAUACUAGAUUUCCUGUUCAGGAUUAUUUCCUUUGGGAUGGCUGCUCAAUGAAAUCCUCUGUAUGCUCUAAGGGGCUUUUGUGCAAAACCCAGAAUAGGAGAUACAAGAAACUCCAGAGAGUGGAAAUGGGAAGAUGGAGCCCCAUAGGAUAGUCAGUGGACUAAGAUUUUGUUCCCAUUUCUCAAGAAUGUUUGAGAAACACAUGCGAGAAGGAAGCACCUGCUUCAACCCACACUUUCCAUAAGCAGCCUUUCUUUAUGUUACCUGAGUCAGCCCAGCCUUCUUUCUUAUGAAAAGCAAGACUCAAUUUUCAAUUGCCUGUGUCUUGAAUUCUCAGCUGAAUUGCAUUUUCAAUCCACUUUAACCCAGUUUACCCAAGCUGGGAAAUGUUUUUCAAAUUCUGAAUCUAUCUGCUCAGUGAAGGCAGUUGAAGCCAGUAGUCCCACUAUAGUCUUUAACCUUUUUGCAAUUAAAGUUCUCCUUUUGUUAAAGACUCACAUUGUGUAAGUGAUCAAAAACACUGUGAUGCACAGAUUAAUACCUUGACUCCUCCAUGCAAGAGGAGGAUCUCUUGUCCCUUUUAUUUUCUUCUUUUUGUCCGUAACUGAAUGAUUCACAGGGCACCAAAGAAGAUGCACAGAUACAAACAGUACAUAAAAGCUCAUCUGUGAAUCUAAUUUUAAAAAUCUAAUUGCUGUUAGCCAAAAUAAAGAAAAGGACACAUUCUGCAAUGCCUGCUGGAAAAAAAAUAGGUGAAACAUUAGUUGCUGGUGCUCAUUUGCAAGUGUGGCACUGCUCAGAGCUCUGUUCCCAGAAAUUCCUGAAAGGAUAAAGGAAAAUACAUGCAAUUCUUUAUAGCUUGUAUGAGAGAUUCAGUUAAUACCAGAUGAGUUUUGCCAUGCAAAAGACUAGCAUGAGUUCAUUGUUAUCUCAAUGAAAAUUAAAUUUUCAAUAAAAAUAUAGGCAAUUAGUAAACUUAUGAGGAAUACAUAGUCAAUUUACAUUGGUAAGAACGGGAACAUACACAUUUAAAUACACUGGAUGUUACACUAGUUGCUGCCUUGGCAGCUUUUUUAUCAACAAGAAAAGUUCAAAAUAUGAGUUAUUUGUGUGAAGCGUUUCCCUGGCUUUUAAGUGUUAGAUGUGUUGCGUAUACAGAUAGGUUUUCUAAUAUACACUUUAAGGAUGGACUGUGAUAACACAAGGGAACAUAUUUCAACAUAAAAAAAUCUGUAAGUGUAAUGUGAGAGUGUUACUACAUAAAAAUUAUUUUUUUUAGUACAGCAGUUGUAGUUAAGAGGAAUAACAGCAUGUUGGUAUUUUUCAUUGUAUGCUUUAAAUAAAACUGUCGACACACAGCACAAA
Messenger RNA from Apus apus (common swift), 8012 nucleotides. RefSeq names its product kelch like family member 31 (gene KLHL31). The record is from RefSeq and is a predicted model, not a curated record. Bases 250 to 2154 code for a protein of 634 amino acids. NCBI's taxonomy places the organism in Eukaryota, Metazoa, Chordata, Aves, Apodiformes, Apodidae. Gene Ontology annotation, biological process: negative regulation of protein phosphorylation. Gene Ontology annotation, cellular component: cytoplasm; nucleus. The transcript is spliced from 3 exons. Gene Ontology annotation, molecular function: protein binding.